AUGAGUAUUCCGUGUAUUAUAUGUCAUGAAUUGUUUGAUACAGACAAUGACGUGAUAGUCCUGAAUCGUUGUGGCCACUUGUAUCACGGGAAUUGCUUGGAAGGAUGGAAAAAAUCAGCACCAAAUUCGAGAGCUACAUGUCCAUUAUGUCGAAAAACGUAUGAUAAAAGGUCAAUACGGAAGCUAUAUUUCAAUGUUGAAGAUCCAGAAAUUAAUACAGAAUUAACAAAUGAUCUAAAACGUCAAAAAGUCAUUUCCGAGAACUUAGUACAAAGCAAUGAAAAACUCCAGAAAGAAAUACUCCAAAAAUCAAUGGAGAUUGAUAAGAUCAAAGAGUGUAUGCUGCAGGCUUCAACUGAGCUGAACACAAUAAAGACCGAAUAUGGCAUAAAGUGUCAAGCAUAUUCGAUAAUCGACACCGUAAACAAUGAAUAUUUGCAAGACAAUAUGAAAUUAAAGGAUGAGAAUUUAAAGCUCAAAACGGAAUUGGAGAUGAUAAGGCAACAAAAGUCACGACCUGAUCAAGUAACAAUAGCAAGGAAACCGGCCCCAGGAGCAACUGAGAAGUUUGUAGAUCUCACAUGUUCAAAUUGUGAAAGUGACGAUGACAUUCAAAUCAUUGAAAAUUCCAAGAAGCCCGACAUUAUUGAGAUAAUUGAGGAUAGCAAUGACAUCGAGCUGUUUAAAAGCAAAACAGCAGACACUACACCGAAGAAAAAUCCAGAAGACAUUAAUCAGUCUUCAAGUAGCUGUGAUGAAACCAUGAAAUGUGCCAAAAAGUUGUGCGAAAAUGACGACUACAAGAGUUUCGAGGACUUCAUACUGUCUCAGAUUUAA
Messenger RNA from Chironomus riparius, 837 nucleotides. The record is from the annotation of a GenBank genome assembly. NCBI's taxonomy places the organism in Eukaryota, Metazoa, Arthropoda, Insecta, Diptera, Chironomidae.